AUGGCCUUUAUCAGAGCCAACUUCAUGGCCGACUCCAACUCACUGCUUAUCGUUUGUGAAGAGAAAAUCACCACAUUCAAUGUCGAGACCAUGGACUCUGAUUAUAACUACAUACCAUCAGAGACUGAUCCGGAUGCGAUCCAUUACAUUCACUCGAGUUGCUUCGAUGGCCAAGAUAGCAUAUACCUGAUGACAUCUAUUGGCGAUAUCGAUGACGAUGAAGAUAUAUUCAUGCGAUACUCAUUGUCCACCAGGAAAAUAACCAAGCUGGCCAAGAGUCCAAUCAGCAGUGAUUACUCUCGCCUGAUCCAUGAUCAAUCGUUUGGAAUCAUCUAUGUUGGUGGCAAAGGCAGGAACUAUCGAUACUCAAUUCCAGAUGAUAAAUGGACUCUGAUCACUGAUGAUAACGACUCCAUCACAAACCGUGCACAGUAUGGAGCAUGCUUGAUUCGUGAUUGA
Molecule: messenger RNA, 459 nt
Organism: Acytostelium subglobosum LB1
Lineage: Eukaryota; Evosea; Eumycetozoa; Acytosteliales; Acytosteliaceae
Exons: 1
Coding region: 1-459 (152 amino acids)
Molecular function (GO): protein binding
Source: RefSeq, a predicted model, not a curated record